Salvia splendens (bonfire salvia) is the source of this 741-nucleotide messenger RNA. RefSeq names its product glycine-rich RNA-binding protein. Lineage: Eukaryota; Viridiplantae; Streptophyta; Magnoliopsida; Lamiales; Lamiaceae. Gene Ontology annotation, molecular function: RNA binding. The coding region runs from base 54 to 557 and encodes 167 amino acids. The transcript has 2 exons. The record is from RefSeq and is a predicted model, not a curated record.
GCCUUAAUCAUCAACUCCCAUUCUCCUUUUUCCUCUCUCAUCUCUGAAUAUCAAUGGCCGACGUUGAGUAUAGGUGUUUCGUCGGUGGUUUGGCAUGGGCCACCACUGACCAGUCUCUUGGCCAGGCCUUCUCUCAGUUCGGCGAAGUCAUCGAAUCGAAGAUCGUCAACGAUCGUGAGACCGGGAGAUCGAGGGGUUUCGGAUUCGUGACAUUCAAGGAUGAGCAGUCGAUGAGGGACGCGAUCGAGGGGUUGAACGGCCAGGAAUUGGACGGCCGCAGCAUCACCGUUAAUGAGGCACAGUCUCGCGGCAGCGGUGGUGGCGGCGGAGGCGGUUUCCGUGGCCCACGCCGUGAUGGCGGAGGCUAUGGUGGUGGUGGUGGUGGCGGCUACGGACGCCGUGAGGGCGGCGGUGGCGGCUACGGAGGCGGUGGCGGUUAUGGAGGAGGUGGCGGCGGUGGAUAUGGCCGUCGUGAGGGCGGUGGUGGUUAUGGCGGCGGCAGCCGUGGCGGUUACGGAGGUGACCGUGGCUCUUCUGAGGGAGAUUGGAGAAAUUAAUCGUGUGCUGGUUAUUUAAAUUGUUACUGGCGUUUGGGUCUUUUAAGUGUUUCGUUGUGGUUUGUUGUUGGUCGUGGUUGGAUGUAUUUUUGACCUCUUAGCUCUUGCUGAUGAUUUUUAAUGUACGUUAGAAUCCAAUGUUUGCAGAUUUCUCUGGAAUGAACUAGAUUGAGGUUUUGACUAA